AUUCCACUGAGUUCUUUUUAUUGUUAAAUAUUCUACGACUGAAAAUUAUUCAGUCAAUAUGUCAUCUGGAAGAGUUCCCAAUGGAGAUUUCUAUAAAGAUCUUGUUGAUUUGACUUUGAAGUCAGAUGAGCUGGACCCAGAAAAACAGCAGGAAGACCAAAGACAACAACCAAAGGUUGAGGACAAAACCAACCAGUCUCCGGGCCGCCUGCUGCUCGAGUCCUACCUCAACAAGACGAUGCGGGUCGUAAUGACGGACGGACGGUCGCUGAUGGGAGUCUUCUGGUGCACGGAUCGCGACGCCAACGUCAUCCUCGGCAACUGCAUGGAGCACAUGCCGCCCCGAGAGGACGGAUCGCGUGAUGAGCCGCGCCCGCUCGGUCUGGCCAUGAUUCCCGGCCGGCACAUCGUCACCAUGCACCUGGACCAGCUGCAGCACGUGCGACCCGAUCAGGUCACGUGACGACAGCGGCAGCUGGUGUGAGCCAUCACCCACCGCUGCCGUUAGCCCAGGUGGCCCCGCCACAGGCACGGGACUGGCCGUCAGUGUGCAAUGUCGACGAUAUUUGGCCGAGAAAGCGGUGACGGACGUGGCUGACUGGAGUCUCGUGCGGAGACGCUGAGAACGCCUUCCUGCCGGGGAACGGUGACAAUACCGUGCCUAGUCCUCUAGUCAUGUGAAUAUGACUUGUGUACAUAUCUAGCCGUUAUUGGAAAAAGGCUGGUUCAUUAGGGAGGGUUGAUGCUGCUUAUUUAAUGAACUAGCCUCGUCCACGGGAUGGUACUGUAUGACAUCAUUUAAGAUCGCCAUGCGACUCUCGAAUGAUAUUGAGCUGAUAUGUUCCUUUAUACAUUUCUAGCUGCUAUACGGCAGGGCGAGGAUGAAAAGGUUUCCAGUUCCAUCUGUCUCGUCUCGCUUGUCACGAGUCUUCAUUGGUUGAAUGAAGUGACUGUUUACAUUAUCGAGUGCAUGGCGUUCUUACAUUGCGUCGGGAUAUCGUGCUCGCGUUGUUUCUGGUUGCGUGAGGUAUACUUAUUGUUUAGUGAGCAUGUUCCUUGUGAAACCAUGGCGCCAAUGAAUAAAUUUGGUCUUUGGAUGAACGAA
Messenger RNA from Amphibalanus amphitrite, 1105 nucleotides. Its product is annotated as N-alpha-acetyltransferase 38, NatC auxiliary subunit-like. Bases 59 to 463 code for a protein of 134 amino acids. The record is from RefSeq and is a predicted model, not a curated record. NCBI's taxonomy places the organism in Eukaryota, Metazoa, Arthropoda, Thecostraca, Balanomorpha, Balanidae. The transcript is spliced from 4 exons. Gene Ontology annotation, molecular function: RNA binding. Gene Ontology annotation, cellular component: NatC complex.